AUGUCUGGUUUUUUUCCGUGAGAGUCGAGAUCGUCGACCUUUCUGUUAACGAUGGCGGCCGUCUUCUUAACGUUGGUCGUCCUCCUCCACCUCUUCUCCGGCACCGUCACCGCCUCCGACCCGUGUGCCACCUCUUCCCCUGCCGCCGACGGCUCCACUACCCUCACCCUCCUUCACAUCAACUCCAAAUGCUCCCCCUUCGCGUUCACCGCCGACCCCUCCGCCUCCCUUCUCGACUCCGUCCUCCAAAUGGCCUCCAACGACGCCUUUCGCUUCGCCGCCAUCGCCGGCGGUAGGCGCUCCAUUCCGGUGGCCUCCGGCCUCCACGUCACCAACUCCGGGAACUACGUCGUGAGGGUGAAGGUGGGCACCCCCGGGCAGCUCAUGUUCAUGGUCCUCGACACCAGCAACGACGCUACGUGGGUUCCCAACACCGGCUGCUCCGGCUGCCCGACCAUCGCUUCGUCCUUCUUCUUCCCCAACCACUCCACCACCUUCAGCCCGCUCGGCUGCCGCGCUCCUGAGUGCUCCCGCCUCAGAACCUCCUACUGCGCCGGCCGCGGCGCCUGUUUCUUCAACCAGACGUACGGCGGCAACUCCAACUUCUCCGCCGCGCUCUACAAGGACACCCUCCGCCUCGCCCUCGACGUGAUCCCGGGGUUCGCGUUCGGAGGCGUGUUGUCGGCCGUCGGUAGCGGGCUGCCGCCCCAGGGCCUCCUCGGCCUCGGCCGCGGCCCGCUCUCCCUCCUUUCCCAGACGUGGCCGCUCUACCACGGGACCUUCUCCUACUGCCUCCCCAGCUUCCGAUCCUACAACUUUUCCGGUUCGCUCCUUCUCGGUCCGGUCGGGCAGCCCGCGUUGAUGCGCACCACGCCACUCCUGACCAACCCCCACCGCCCUUCCCUCUACUACGUCAACCUCACCGGCGUGAGCGUCGGCAGGAAGCUCGUCGCUUCCGCGCCGCUGCUGCCGGUGUUCGACCCCAACACAGGAGCCGGAACGGUGGUGGAUUCCGGCACCGUGAUAACCCGGUUCGUGGAGCCGGUGUACACGGCCAUUAAGAACGAGUUCAGGAGGAGAAUGAGGGGCCCCGUGACGAGCCUGGGGGCGUUCGAUACGUGCUUCACGUCGCCGGGGGUGGCGCCGACAGUGACGCUGCACUUCCAGGGACUGGACUUGACGUUGGCGGCAGACAACGUGAUGAUCCACAGCUCGUCCGAGCCGCUGGCCUGCCUGGCCAUGGCCGCCGCGCCGGACAACGUCAACUCCGUGGUCAACGUCAUCGCCAACCUGCAGCAGCAGAACCAUCGGGUCGUCAUCGACCUUGCCAACUCCAGGGUCGGCUUCUCUCGGGAGCUCUGUAGCUAGCCGGCCGGACCCGGAAUCAGCUGCUAGUCCCCUUCCCUUACCUCUUAAAAUUGUUCUCCUCUGCUGCUUCUUUUGCUUCUUCUUCUUCUUCGUUAGCUUUUUGUCUAUGUCAGCCGUAUUGCAUUUCACCUUUGUUAGAUACAGAUGGUGGGGAAGAAGGUGACAGAGAGAGAAAGAGAUAGGGCAUGCGUGUAUGGAUGACGACCUAUAGAUGAAUAAUCGACUGUCAUGUUUUUGUUGGAAAUGAUUGCUGUUUCUGGUUUUUGCUUUAA
Messenger RNA from Nymphaea colorata (pocket water lily), 1640 nucleotides. RefSeq names its product aspartyl protease AED3. Gene Ontology annotation, molecular function: aspartic-type endopeptidase activity. The transcript has a single exon. The coding region runs from base 52 to 1368 and encodes 438 amino acids. Gene Ontology annotation, biological process: proteolysis. The record is from RefSeq and is a predicted model, not a curated record. Lineage: Eukaryota; Viridiplantae; Streptophyta; Magnoliopsida; Nymphaeales; Nymphaeaceae.